AUGUCAAACAAAAUGCCUGGUGAUGAUCUGGCGAUCAUUUUCAGUACAACAACAAGAGGUGGUCACACAUACGAAAAUGAAGAAUAUGAACCCUUACAAGGACAAGGUAGUUUCGAAUCAAUAGAUAACGUACAUCAAUCCUCAAAUGGGUAUAGAAGACCGCGUACGGGAGAUGCAAAUGACGAGAAGGAUAAAGAGGAGGAAUUUACUGGGAACAAGGUAACGACAAGAUAUUACGAACAAUCUUCAAUAGAAGAAAAGGAUAUAGGUAUUGAGCUUCCGCCUGCUCGUCAGCCAACUGAAUAUAAAACCAAAUGGGAAAAAAUCUAUAAUGAAUACUUGAUUGUCGAUAAAUCUACUGCUGGUGUUUCAUUAUUAGAUUCCUUCAUGUUUAAUAAUGAUUUGAAACCUGUCGAAAAGAAAAGAAGAGUAUGGUCUUGGUAUAAUUUUUGUUAUUUUUGGUUAGCGGAAUGUUUCAACAUUAAUACUUGGCAAAUUGCCGCUACCGGGCUACAGCUGGGUUUAAAUUGGUGGCAGUGUUGGAUUACCAUUUGGAUCGGCUAUGGGUUUGUUGGUGUUUUUGUUGUUUUGGCAUCAAGAAUAGGGUCUGCAUAUCACCUUUCCUUCCCAAUCUCCUCAAGAGCAUCUUUCGGUGUUUUCUUUUCUUUAUGGCCUAUUAUCAAUCGUGUGGUCAUGGCUAUUGUUUGGUACUCCGUUCAAUCAUGGAUUGCAGUUGCUCCUGUAGCUUUAAUGUUAAGAUCAAUCUUUGGCAAAAAUUUACCUGACAGAAUACCCAACCAUUUCGGAUCUCCUAAUUCAACUACUUUUGAAUUCAUGUGUUUUUUCAUCUUUUGGGUAGUGGAAUUCCCGUUCUUAUUGAUUGAACCUCAUAAGGUAAGACAUUUGUUUACAGUUAAAGCUGCCUUAGUUCCCUUUGCGUCUUUUGGGUUCUUAAUUUGGUCUGUUAGGAAGGCUGGCGGUACCAUUGCUUUAGGUGCUUUAAAUUCAGAACAGCCAAAAGGUUCAGAAUUUUCUUGGGCAAUGCUAAGAUCAAUCAUGGGUUGUAUGGCAAAUUUCUCCACAAUGGUCAUCAAUGCACCGGAUUUUUCCAGGUUCGCUAAGACGAAACACUCAGCAUUAUGGUCUCAAUUAUUUUGUAUCCCAUUCCUUUUCUCAAUAACUUGUUUAGUCGGUAUUCUUGUCACCGCGGCAGGUUAUGAAUUAUACGGUGUUAAUUAUUGGUCACCAUUAGAUGUUUUAGAACAAUUUCUUGUUAGAUCAUACACUAAGGGAACCAGAGCAGGUGUCUUUUUAAUUUCAUUUGUUUUUGCUUUAGCUCAAUUAGGUACUAACAUUUCUGCAAACUCCCUAUCGUGUGGUACUGAUAUGUCCGCCUUGUUGCCUAAAUUUAUCAAUAUUAGACGUGGCUCUGUGUUUUGUGCAUUCAUGGCAUUAUGUAUUUGUCCAUGGAAUUUGAUGGCAACUUCAAGUAAGUUCACUAUGGCUUUAUCUGCAUAUGCUAUCUUCUUAUCAAGUAUUGCCGGUGUCGUUUGUGCUGAUUAUUUCGUCGUUAGAAGAGGUUAUAUUAAAUUAACACACGUUUAUUCUCAUCAAAAAGGAUCAUUUUAUAUGUAUGGUAACAAAUAUGGUAUUAAUUGGAGAGCUUUAGUAGGGUAUCUUUGUGGUGUCGCUCCAAAUUUGCCAGGGUUUAUUGGUGAAGUGGGUGCUCCAAAGAUUACCGUUUCAGACGGUGCUAUGAAACUGUAUUAUCUGAAUUAUUGGAUUGGCUAUGCAUUAAGUUUCCUCUCAUAUCUGGUGUUAUGUUAUUUCUUCCCUGUCCCAGGUGUCCCCGUUAAGAACUUCUUGACAGACAAAGGAUGGUUCCAACAUUGGACCAAUGUAGAAGAUUUUGAUCAUCAAUGGAGAAUGUCUCUCAAUAAGGAUGACCUCGCAGAUGAUACAAUCAGCAUUCAGGAAUAUGCUCAUGAAAAGACAUUUUUCUAG
This is a messenger RNA of Naumovozyma dairenensis CBS 421, 2004 nucleotides long. RefSeq names its product uracil permease (gene FUR4). The record is from RefSeq and is a predicted model, not a curated record. The coding region runs from base 1 to 2004 and encodes 667 amino acids. The transcript has a single exon. Lineage: Eukaryota; Fungi; Ascomycota; Saccharomycetes; Saccharomycetales; Saccharomycetaceae. Gene Ontology annotation, molecular function: nucleobase transmembrane transporter activity. Gene Ontology annotation, cellular component: plasma membrane. Gene Ontology annotation, biological process: transmembrane transport; nucleobase transport.